This is a messenger RNA of Botrytis sinoallii, 1857 nucleotides long. RefSeq lists its product as uncharacterized. Gene Ontology annotation, biological process: regulation of DNA-templated transcription. The record is from RefSeq and is a predicted model, not a curated record. Gene Ontology annotation, molecular function: DNA-binding transcription factor activity, RNA polymerase II-specific; zinc ion binding. The coding region runs from base 1 to 1857 and encodes 618 amino acids. The transcript is spliced from 3 exons. NCBI's taxonomy places the organism in Eukaryota, Fungi, Ascomycota, Leotiomycetes, Helotiales, Sclerotiniaceae.
AUGCAAUCUCCAACGAACCAAGUCGAUUAUUCAAUUGUCCCGCUCGGUGAACGGCGAGGAAAAUCAGACCUGGCUCGCUUUUCUCUUGACUUGAGUUGGGCCAGAGCGGUACCCGACGGAGCUCAGUCUUGGGCAUACCCCUCUCCGCCCAUGUCAGGGUCUCCUCCACUUCCCGGUAGACACAACCUGGAUUCCAGCGAUCGCGGUCAUGGAAGCUAUGGGUCAACGGGAAAUGUCUUCCGAGAUGGACGCGUUUCUCAACAAGAACAUUUCAAUCAGAUGAGAGGUGGUGUACCUUUAAGGAAUUACCAGCCCGAACCUCAGCUCUCAUAUCCACAAUAUCAGAUGGAAGACAUGUCGGCGCAAUACCAAUAUCAGCAACCUCGGCCGCAGAUGGCGCCCCAUCAACACCCUCAUGCUCUAUAUGCCGCUCAACAGGUUGCGCCAUAUCCAGCACUGGAACGACAAUCAAUUGGGGAAGCCCCCGGCUACAUCUCUCCAAAGUCACAGAGAAAAACUAAAGGGCAUGUGGCAUCUGCUUGUGUACCUUGCAAAAGGGCUCAUCUUAGAUGUGACGCUCAACGGCCAUGUUCGAGAUGUCUAAGCAAUGGGAAGGAGGAUACGUGUGUGGAUGUUCAGCAUAAGAAAAGGGGGCGCCCAAGGCUGAGGGAUGAGCGCGAGCCUCGAUACGAAGGAGCAGGAUCGAAUUAUCCACCGCCGGCAGAUACUAUGAGAAGACCCAUGCCCAUGUUCUCUACUGGCGACGUUUCGAUUUCGACUCCAUAUUCCGACGCCCAGCGAAAUAGCGGCUACAGAGUUCUGAAGUCGCAAGGAGGAAAUCCAAUGAACCACUCCAUGGUUCCCACACCAAUAAAUACCAACGUUUACGGGGAAACGAUGCCGACAAAUCAGCGCAUGGUACCUUAUGAACCGGCAUGUGCAUUUCUCACCAUGGAAAUGCAAAUCGCCAAAACAACGCAGGCUUUUUCGGGAGUGGUCGGUGCACACUCGGUCGUGGGGAGAAAGUUGCAUGAUAUUGUGAGUGUUGGCGAUCGAGAUAAGAUUUUCCGACUGCAGAGCGGAUUCGAAGAUGAGCGACGAAGUCGAGAUCCAAGUUAUCUCCCUCCCAUAUUCUCGAAAGAGGAGGAGGAUAGGGUGAUUCAGUCCUUGACAUUUGCACCCAACGAGAUGCAGCAAUUGAGAACUGAUCGACCAGAAGUCUUUACGUUCCAGACACCAGACGGUCAGCAGAGGGGCUUUCACGUACAACUGGGCCUCGCGAAAAAGGAUUCGAUUUAUUUUGUGCUUCUGGUGGUUCAUAUCCCAACCACGCCGCAAGCAUUCCAACAAUCAUCUUCGCCGUAUUCGAGAGAUUCCUUAUCUCGUGACUCCACUUAUGCAUACCAAACCCCGAGCCAAUUAUCCUAUGCCUCUCAAACCCCGAGAACCUCGCCGUUCAUGUCGAAUCCUCCUUUUGGGAGUGAUAUGUUAGCAUAUCGCAAUCCGGGACCUCCAGCGCAAACCGUCGCCAUGCCAAAUAAUAAUUCUUCAUAUGGACAACCCCCAACAAGAGCGCCGGAAUAUUCCCGCGCGCAAAUGAAUUACCCGCAAGCACCCAUGGGUGAUAUGUUAUCAGGCCAAGCACAACCCCAAACACAACCACCACAACAAGCACAAGCACAAGCGCCCUCACAGCCCCAAACUCAGACGCAAACUCAACGAGCCUCGGAUCUGCAACUCCCGCCCAUCCGUGGACAGGCACCUCCAAUGGAUGUCAGGGGACAGGGUGAUCGUAGUAGUCGGGUGGAUAUCGGCGGACUCCUGCAAAAUCCGGAUCCCUCUCGGAGAAGGAAAUAA